Molecule: messenger RNA, 1386 nt
Organism: Ostrea edulis (European flat oyster)
Lineage: Eukaryota; Metazoa; Mollusca; Bivalvia; Ostreida; Ostreidae
Product: serine racemase-like
Exons: 9
Coding region: 140-1126 (328 amino acids)
Biological process (GO): D-serine biosynthetic process; L-serine metabolic process; pyruvate biosynthetic process
Molecular function (GO): threonine racemase activity; L-serine ammonia-lyase activity; serine racemase activity
Source: RefSeq, a predicted model, not a curated record
ACGAAGGUAGGAAUUCGAUCCCGAUUUAUUAUUAUUGAAAGGGAGAUCACUCUAAAGUAAACAAAAUGACAAUGUGACAUGUGCUGUGGAAUGUGAUCCUUGACUGGCAUGAGAGUGGGAAAUGACCUAGAUAACAGAAAUGAACAUGAACAACUGUAUCAAAAUUGCUCUCUCAGAUAUUAGGAAGGCACACGAAAAAAUAACACCUCAUAUUCACUUCACGCCGUAUUUCAGAAGUUCGACACUUGAUUUACGGGUUGGAAGAAAUGUGUUUUUCAAAGCAGAAAACUUGCAGAAAACGGGAUCUUUUAAAGCGAGAGGAGCAUUAAAUGCCGUAUUAUCCUUGAAAGCCAGUAAUCCAGAUGUUCAUGGAGUUGUGACACACAGCAGUGGAAAUCAUGGACAGGCCUUGGCAUGGGCUGCCAAGACAGCUGGUGUUAAAUGUAGUGUAGUAGUGCCCAACAACUCGCCAAAGAUUAAGUCAGAUGCCAUUUUAGGCUAUGGUGCUGAAUUAGUGUUUUGUGAACCGACUCCAGCUGACAGGCAAGCAACAUGUGACAGAGUUUCCAAAGAGCGGAAUUUUACCAUCGUUCCCCCUUAUGAUCACUAUGAUGUCAUAGCAGGACAGGGUACAAUAGCGGUUGAAUUUUUGAAACAAGUACCAGAUUUGGAUGCCAUCCUGGUUCCAGUGAGUGGUGGAGGAAUGACCUCAGGGAUUGCAAUAGCAGCUAAAGCUAUUAAACCAGAUAUCAAAGUGUUCAUGGUUGAACCAGAAGGGAAGAUGUGUGAGGAAUGUCUUAGAGCAGGUGAGAGACUUUGGCCAAAUCCUCCAAGAUUUUUAAACACGAUCGCAGAUGGAAUUAGACUUCAGCAGCUGGGGGAUCUGACAUGGCCAAUUAUUCUAGAACUCGUGGAAAAGGAUGUCUUUUCUGUGAAAGAUGAUGACAUUGUGAAAGCUAUGAGAUUUGUUUUUGAAAGAAUGAAGUUGGUGAUUGAGCCAGCCUCUGGAGCAGGGGUAGCUGCAGUGAUGUCUGAGAGACUGGCCUCCAUGGACCCCGGUCUGAGGAAUAUCGGGGUUAUACUGUGUGGAGGGAAUGUUGACAUUGACCAUCUACCUUGGUGCUGAAGAUUGUAACUGUGAACAGUAUUGGAUGAUUUUUAUAAUACUGAUUUUUAUCUAACUAGGAAUAGUAUUGGAUGAUAUUUAUAAUGCUGAUAUUUAUCUAACUAAGAACAGUAUUGGAUGAUAUAUGUAUUUAUAACACUGACAUUUAUCUAUAGUGGUGCUAAUUACUGGUGUUUUCAUGCAUAUCAGUUUUAUCCAAUGCGUAUUAUGUACAUUUGUUGUAUUAAUUUUACAUUAUAAAUAUAUUUAUUAUUAAUUCU